AUUUAUUUUCGUAAAACCGGAAUGGAGCCAGAAAUCAAGAAAGGAGGGGAGACUGAAGAACCUAAAGAGGAAGCUAAAAAUGAAGAUUUUGCCGUUAAAAAUGAUGAAACUGAAGUUAUUAAUCAGGGUGAAAAUGAAGAAAUUGGCAAUCGAGAUAAUACUCCAUGGGUGAAGACUCGCGAAGAACAUGACAAUAAUGAAUGUGGGGUGGAGAAGAUUAAUUCGUACGAAAGGAAUGAUUGGAAGAAUUAUGAUCGAGAAGAUUGUCUGGAAAAUGACAAAAAAGUUUAUGCUUGGAAAAACAAAAAUCAUAGUAGUCCGCCAAAAUUGAUGGUUACCUAUCGUGAACCUGAAGAAUGUCUUGACGAGAACGGUCACCGUUAUGUUGGACUGGUUAAUCAAGCGAGCACAUGUUAUUUGAAUUCACUUAUUCAAACAUUGUAUAUGACACCCGAGUUCCGCAACGCUAUUUAUAAAUGGCAAUUCAAUGGCUCAAAUGCUCAAGAACACAAAAAUAUCCAGUUUCAACUCCAAAAGCUUUUUCUAACUUUGCAAACAAAUCAAAAAUCGUCGCUUGAAACAAAAGAAUUAACUACGAGCUUUGGUUGGGAUUCGAAUGAGGCCUAUGAUCAGCAUGACGUUCAAGAGUUAUGUCGAGUUAUGUUUGAUGCUCUAGAACGUUUAUGGCGUAAAAGUGACAAUUCGAAGACUAUACAGGAUUUAUAUGAAGGAACAGUGGAAGACUACGUUAAAUGUUUGAACUGUGGAACCGAGAGUAUGAAGAAGGACAUUUUUCUGGAUCUUCCUUUAUCUGUUAAGGAAUUUGGAGCUAUAACUCCUUACAAGAGUGUUGAAGAAGCUUUGGAUGCAUUUAUUAAACCAGAAAUUCUCAAUGAAAAUAAUCAGUAUGAUUGCUCAAAAUGUUGUAGCAAGCAAGACGCUGAGAAGGGUCUUCGCAUCACAGAAUUUCCUUAUUUGUUAACCAUUCAAUUGAAACGUUUUGACUUUGAUUAUGAGACUUUGCAUCGUAUAAAAUUAAAUGAUCGUAUUACCUUUCCUGAUUUUUUGGAUAUUAAUGGACAUAUAUAUCGACCGCCAGUGCCUCCAUCUCCAUCACCGCCAAAAAUUAGUUAUGCGGCGGCAGCAGCAAAGCCCAAGCCCGAACCAACAGACUCUGGUGAGAUAACUCCAGAAGAUCCAUUUUCGUCGGCCGAAGGUAAUGGGGUAGGCGAGUUAGAAUGUACGGGUGCUCCUCAACUCGAUGUGUCUAACGAAGAGAAAUGUUGGUUAAAUGUCCAUGCUAAAUCAGAUCAAGUUUUACAGCUUUUGGAGACUAAAGGCAAAUAUAUUUAUGAGCUUUUCUCAAUUAUGGUACAUCAAGGAAGUGCUGCAGCUGGUCAUUAUUUUGCUUAUAUUAAGAAUAUGGAUCAAGAUAAAUGGUUUUGCUUUAAUGAUUCUUCAGUUCAAGCUGCCUCAAAACAUGACAUUUAUCGAACUUUUGGUGGCUGGUCUUAUGGUUAUAUGAAUAAUACUAACGCUUAUAUGUUAAUGUACCGUCGCGUAGAUCCACAGCGCAAUCAAAGCUUUGUUCGUUCUAUUGAUUCACCUUUACAUCUGAAAGAAUUACAAACUAAACUUUUAAAUGAAGAACGGGAACGUAUUCGCUAUUUGGAAGAAUCUGUUAGGGUAGUUUUUCGUUGUACAGAGGAGCGCUGUAAACAAUACUCUCCUAUACAAGUUGUAUUAAAUAAAGACACGACAUUGGAUUCUGUUUUUGAUAUUUUACUUUCAAACUGGAAUCAAUUCUGCGAUACACAUAAUGUUAAAGGAGGUGAAGAAAAGCCAGAAUUAGAACAUCAACAUACUGGUUGUGCUCGUUUAGUUCUUUGUUCUAUGCAAGAAAUAUUAUCCAAAAAGUAUUGGAAUAUGCAAGAAGUACUAGUUCAAUAUGAUGUCGCCCCACCUACAAAGAACGACGAUGGACAAAUUGAAGGUGGAUAUUGUGUUGGAAGCACUGAGGAGUUUAAGCGUCCGCUUUCUUCAUUAAUUACAUCUUAUGACCGAGGUAAUAAUAUACCAGAGGUCCUUAUGAUAAUUGACACAAAGGCACCCGAUGCCGAGCAUUUCUGUGAGUUGGGAACGAAAUAUUCUGUUAGUGAACAAGAACAAGAAGAGAAAAGUGUUCGUGAAUAUAUUCGAAGUGAAAAAGAUAUUGUUCAGUCGAUGAUGAAAGGUCGUGAAGCUAAUGAAUCCGAAGAUACUUCUUUAAAUAAAGAAAAAGGACAAGAAGACGAUCAACAUAAUAAUGAGCGUCGUCCUAUUGCUAUCGUUCCGCCAACUUUUAAGAGAUCUGAAAAGACGUUGACGAUUAAGGAUGAUACUUAUGACAAUGUACCUUCUACUUCUAACUCGUUUUGUUCUGAAAAUUAUGGCUAUCGUGUUGAUGACCCAACACAACCUCCACCUUAUACAGUUGCUGAUUAUCUUCAAAAUAUUAUUUUUUCUUGCCGGGAUAAUGAAAAGGAAAGAGCUGAAAGAGUUAAAAAUGAAAUUGAUGCUUAUGCAAGAGAACAGAAGGGAAAGGACUAUUUUAGUGAACAUGAUAAAGAAGCAAGGAAUUCAAGUUCUAAAAGAUAUUUUCCAGAUGAUAAAUUGGCAGAUUUAAUUAAAGUUAACAAAUUGGAAGAACUUCUACAGCAAGAGGGUGCUGUUGAUGCUACGAAAUCUGUUUCUGGUUCUUCAAUGGUUUGUCAUCCCGGUGGUCAUGUAAUACUUGGAGGUGAACAAGAAUAUGAUGUUGAAGAUGAUGAAUGUUGUUAUCAAGAUGAGGAAAUAAAAAUUGGCGAUGAGGCCGAACAGACACAUCUUUCUUGUGGGCCAGAUGAUGAUCCAAUGUUAUUGUCUUCAUCGUUACCUAGCACUCCAAUGAUUUCUCCAGUAAUUUCUGAUGCAAGUGGAGAUGAUAAUGCAAUGGAUCCUAGAGCUGAUGCAGAUGGUGCCAAAACAAAGGAGAAAUUAAUGCGGGUUAAAAUGUUUUUAAAUCGAGAUGGUCCGUAA
Molecule: messenger RNA, 3057 nt
Organism: Meloidogyne enterolobii
Lineage: Eukaryota; Metazoa; Nematoda; Chromadorea; Rhabditida; Meloidogynidae
Source: the annotation of a GenBank genome assembly